GCCCCUCGCCAGCAGCAGAGGAGGAGGUGGCGGUGGCGGCUGUGGGCGAGGGAGCGCGAGGGGAGUGAGAGGCGCCGUUGCCGCCCCGGUAUCCGGCAGGACCGCGCGGAGGAGGCGGGAGCGCCCCGGCGGCGGAGGGAGCUGAGUGGCGGCGGCAGCAGCAGCAGCGGCAGCAGCAGGAGGAGUCAGUGCCCGGCCCCCCCCCCCGCGCAGCCCCGUUGCAGCCCCCCCCCCUCCCUCCCGCCCUCCGCGCUCCGCAGCCACCAACAUGUCGGCGCCGGCGGCCAAAGUCAGUAAGAAGGAGCUGAACUCCAACCACGAUGGGGCCGACGAGACCUCAGAAAAAGAGCAACAGGAAGCAAUUGAACACAUUGAUGAAGUACAGAAUGAAAUAGACAGACUGAAUGAACAAGCCAGUGAGGAAAUUUUGAAAGUAGAACAGAAAUACAACAAACUCCGCCAGCCAUUCUUCCAGAAGAGGUCAGAAUUGAUCGCCAAAAUCCCAAAUUUCUGGGUAACAACAUUUGUCAACCACCCACAAGUAUCUGCACUGCUGGGAGAAGAAGAUGAGGAAGCACUGCAUUACUUGACCAGAGUUGAGGUGACAGAAUUUGAAGACAUCAAAUCAGGUUACAGAAUAGAUUUUUAUUUUGAUGAGAAUCCCUACUUUGAAAAUAAAGUUCUCUCCAAAGAGUUUCACCUCAAUGAAAGUGGAGACCCAUCUUCAAAAUCUACUGAGAUCAAAUGGAAAUCUGGAAAGGACCUGACAAAACGUUCAAGCCAGACACAGAACAAAGCCAGUAGGAAGAGGCAGCAUGAAGAGCCAGAAAGCUUUUUCACCUGGUUCACUGACCACUCUGAUGCAGGGGCUGAUGAGUUAGGAGAAGUCAUCAAGGAUGACAUCUGGCCAAAUCCCCUACAGUACUACUUGGUUCCUGAUAUGGAUGAUGAAGAAGGGGAGGGAGAGGAGGAUGACGAUGAUGAUGAAGAGGAGGAAGGAUUAGAGGAUAUUGAUGAAGAAGGAGAUGAAGAUGAGGGGGAGGAAGAUGAAGAUGAUGAUGAGGGAGAAGAAGGAGAGGAGGAUGAAGGAGAAGAUGACUAAUUGAACACUGAUGGAUUCCAAACCCCCUUUUUACCUUUUUAAUUUUUCUCCAGUCCCUGGGAGCAAGUUGCUGUCUUUUUUUUCUUGUGCUCAGUCGCCUUGUUCUCUUGAGGUCUCUUUUUCUCUCCUCUACACCAUGGUUCACAAUUUCUUUUGGGGAAAUAUCUUGAGCAGAAUACAGUGGAAAAGAAUCUACCAGUUUCUGUUUCAAGUUCAUUUUUAUCCCUUUCUGUCUCAAAACAAAAACUGUUUAUGAAUUCAACACACCAUGUUCUGUGGGAAAAAAGAAAACCUUCUGCUCCCUUCACUCUGCUGGAAGCUGAAGAGUGCUAGGCCCCUGUGUAGUAGUGCAUAGAAUCUAGCUUUUUUCCUUCUUUCUCUGUAUAUUGGGCUCAGAGAUUACACUGUGUCUCUAUGUGAAUAUGGACAGUUAGCAUUUACCAACAUGUAUCUGUCUACUUUCUCUUGUUUAAAAAAAAAGAAAAAACAACAAAAAAAUAAAAAUAAAAAUGGGGUUAUAGAAGGUCAGCCGGGGUGGGUUUCAGAAGUUUGGGUGGGUUAAGUGGGCAUUUUGACAACAUGGCUUCUUCUCCUUUGGCAUGUUUAAUUGUGAUGUUUAACAAACAUCCUUGCAGUUUAAGAUGACACUUUUAAAAUAAAAUCUUCUCCUAAUGAUGACUUUGA
Passer domesticus (house sparrow) is the source of this 1786-nucleotide messenger RNA. RefSeq names its product SET nuclear proto-oncogene (gene SET). Lineage: Eukaryota; Metazoa; Chordata; Aves; Passeriformes; Passeridae. The transcript is spliced from 8 exons. Gene Ontology annotation, molecular function: histone binding; chromatin binding. Gene Ontology annotation, biological process: nucleosome assembly. The coding region runs from base 269 to 1102 and encodes 277 amino acids. The record is from RefSeq and is a predicted model, not a curated record. Gene Ontology annotation, cellular component: nucleus; chromatin.